Molecule: messenger RNA, 1868 nt
Organism: Momordica charantia (bitter melon)
Lineage: Eukaryota; Viridiplantae; Streptophyta; Magnoliopsida; Cucurbitales; Cucurbitaceae
Product: Nuclear transport factor 2 (NTF2) family protein with RNA binding (RRM-RBD-RNP motifs) domain-containing protein
Cellular component (GO): ribonucleoprotein complex; cytosol
Molecular function (GO): mRNA binding
Source: RefSeq, a predicted model, not a curated record
AACCAUUGUAUAUAAUGAUAUAAAGCGGCUCAGAAUCUUUGCUCUGUGUUUCGUAUUCUCUACUUGUUUUCUAAGCGCUCGGAUCUCUCUCUCUCUCGGAAGCUCGAUUCUCUGCCCUUCAAGCAGAUGGCGGCAACACAGGAAGCCAGUUCUUCCCCUGCUCCCAGUGCACAAGUGGUUGGGAAUGCGUUUGUUGGGCAGUACUAUCACAUCCUUCACCAUUCUCCCCAAUUGGUGCAUCGGUUUUAUCAGGAUUCUAGUUUACUAAGUCGUCCAGAUGUCAAUGGAGCGAUGACAACAGUGACGAGCAUGCAGGCUAUAAAUGACAAGAUCAUAUCCCUGAAUUAUGGAGACUAUACAGCAGAAAUAAUAACUGCCGAUGCUCAGGAGUCUCAUGAGAAAGGAGUGAUUGUUUUGGUAACAGGAUGCCUAACUGGCAAGGAUAAUUUGAAGAGAAAAUUUUCCCAAACAUUUUUUCUUGCUCCUCAGGACAAAGGCUACUAUGUCUUAAAUGAUGUGUUAAGAUAUGUUGAAGAGACUGAAUCUAUUCGAAGUAACUCUUCUUCUGGUGAUGCCAACAAAGAGAAUACGACAACAGCUACUUCAACACCAGAACCGGAACCAUCUCAUGCUCCCAAUCAUCUCACUGUGGAUCCUGAAAUGUCAUUGGAAGAGGAAGAUAUGAAUAAUGAUCCUGAAGUUUGUGACCCUUCCAGUAAUGAGGAAGGAUCGGUGAUCGAAGAGGAGGAGGUUAUUGAACCCCCGCACCCAAGUGAGCACGAAGUAGUUGUGACAGUAGACUCAGCCCCUGUUGCCCAAGAAGAUGCUCCAAAGAAGUCGUAUGCAUCAAUUGUCAAGGUACCAAAGACAGCAUCGGGUCCUGUUUAUGUUGCAACUAGUUCUGUUAGAGCACCACCUCCUACCAAUACUGAUCAUCAGUCUAUUGGCCUGGUUAAACCUGCGACGGUUCCUGAUGUUUCUGCAGCAAGUGGUGACAACCUUCCUGAAAGUAGUAACCUUCAUGAGGAAGCUGAAGGUCACUCCAUAUAUGUCCGGAACUUGCCAUUUGAUGCAACGGUUGAACAACUUGAGGAAGAGUUUAAGAAAUUUGGGCCUAUUAAGCGCGAUGGUAUCCAAGUUAGGAGUAAUAAGCAAGGAUUUUGUUUUGGAUUCGUUGAAUUUGAGCAAUUGAGCUCUGUGCAUGGUGCACUCGAGGCUUCGCCAGUCACAAUCGGUGAUCGUCUAGCUGUUGUCGAGGAGAAGAGAACUACCACUCGAGUUAGCGGGAGUGGCAGAGGGAGGUUCUCUACGGGAAGAGGAGGCGGAUUCCGCAAUGAUAGUUUCAGGGCAAGAGGGAACUACGGUGGUGGCAGGGGCUACGGUAGAAACGAGUUCAGAAACCAGAGUGAGUUCUCAGGACGACCUCGGGGUGGUUCGACUGGACGCAAUGGGGAAGGUUAUCAACGGGCGAACCAGAACGGAGGUGGAAGGGGAGGAGGUCGUCAGGGUAUGGCAAAUCGCGCUGCGGUUUCUGGUUGAACAGUUAAGCAAGAGAUACGUUGACAAUUUUUUUGACAGUAAAAUUGAGGAUGAGCUCUACUUUUCUCUUCUUUUCUUCUUCUUCUUUUUUUUUUUUUGGAAUUUUUCCAUCUUUGAAUGUGGGCGGUUUGGGGUUUGGGAAAUGUUAGGAUAUUAAUGCGGUAGAAGAAACUGAAGGUCCUCCCUAAAUUAGUCAUUUACAUUAUGUGAGAAGAUAGUUUUGAUUUUUUUUUUUUUACCCCUUAACGCUUCAUAAAGCUGUAUGCCGUUAAAGCUGUUUUGAUGCAAGAUCUUUUUGCUAUUAUUAUUACAUUAUUAUUUUGGGGUAA